AUGGGGAGCAUCCCGCGCGAGCUGAACACCGACCAGAGCAAGGAAAGAGAGCGAAGCCGUGACACUCCAUCACAGCCUCCUGCUGAUUUCACUACAAACGAACAAAGAGAGGAGAAAUUAAGCGGCUGGAAAAUAAAGCUGACUGCGAAAAUCGAACCGGUUACCAUCGCUGAGCCGCGGCUAGGGUUCGUACUGCGACGGGAGGAGGCCGCGGGAUUCGUUUGCUCGAAGGAUUCAGCGCGGUGGAGGGACAGGAAGGAUGUCGGAGUCGGCCGGUGGUUGUUCGGGGCUCGGCAGUGGUCCUUCAGCCGCCGGUGGCAAGCGGCUAGGGUUCUCCAGUGCGGAGAGGUUGGAGACGUUUGGUGCGAGCUCAGGGCCGCCGGUGGGGGAGGCCGGCCACCAAAUCCUACACUCCCAUCCUCCUACACCCAUGCCACCUCCUCCGAUUUCGAGUUCAUCAUCUCCGCGGCCCCCGAAAAUUCUCCUCCAAAUCCUACCCAUUCUCAUGGCUCAGCAACGCUAAAUAUCCAGGCAAUUUUUGUAUUUGCACUUCUUAUUUUGUGGGAUAAAGGAGAAUUUCCCGCAUUUUAUGUGGAUGGCUUUCAUAGCAACCCUUUCUCUCGUUCGUUUCAUCUGAAAACCACCGUGUUGUGGAGAACCUAUCUAGCAAUGGAUGGUAGGAGAAAAGGCUUCCAAACAAAGGAUUUGUCGUGGGUGAAUGCCUGA
Messenger RNA from Striga asiatica, 726 nucleotides. The record is from the annotation of a GenBank genome assembly. Lineage: Eukaryota; Viridiplantae; Streptophyta; Magnoliopsida; Lamiales; Orobanchaceae.